AUGGAAGGUGAAUCAUUUUUCGCGAGCCCUCAAUUCUUCUCCCUAACCUUGUAUACAAUCGGACUCUUCUCUUUUCCUAUUAAUUUAUUCGGUGCUUAUUGCAUUGUAUUCCAAACUCCUGAAUCCAUGAAAUCCGUCAAAUGGAGCAUGUUCAAUAUGCAUUUCUGGAGUUCCUUUGAAGAUAUAACAGUCAGUUUAUUAGUUCAACCGUAUCUAUUAAAAUCCACUUGGGCGGGAAUUCCAUAUGGAAUUUUGAAGGAGUUUCAUGUCCCAUUAACUCUUCAAGCCUAUAUUCUUUCCACCUCGCUUUGCAUGCUUGCUGUCUCAAUCAUCACCAUCUUCGAAAACCGUUACUUCCUUCUAUUCGCCGAACACACUUGGUGGCGGUUUGCUCGUCGACCAUUCCUUGCCAUUAACUACACCCUCGCCAUUCUCUACUACGUCCCAACCGUGCUCAGCGCGCCAGAUCAAACCAGUGCCCGAGCUGUAACUUUCAAAGAAUUCCCCGAAUUUCGGAAGCUAGACACCCCGGAAAACCCGAUAUAUGUUCUGGUUUUGGAUAACCCAUGGGUUUCGGCAAGACAGAUUGCAAUGGAAGUGACAUACUUAACAGAGGCGUUGAGUUUAGUUUUUCUGCUGAAGUAUAACAUGAAAAACGCGACGAAAGGGGUGAAAAUGUCAGAGAACACUUCAAGAUUGCAAAAAGCUUUUUUGAAAGCCCUGUAUACUCAGACCUCCCUCCCGUUCAUGGUGAUCCUGGUUCCAUCUGUUGUAUCAAUUUUUUCUGGAAUUCUAGAAAUCUCAACGCAAAGUGUGAAUAAUCUUGUGUAUAUUACACUUUCCUGCCAUGGAUUGGCGUCUACCACCGUUAUGCUAUUAAUUCAAAAACCAUAUCGAGAAUUUUGUUUAGGAAUAGUCGGAAAGUCAAAACGGCGACAGAAAAUCACUGCCAUAUCGACAAUAAGUCGAAGAUCUGUUGUGACUGCUUUUUAA
Messenger RNA from Caenorhabditis elegans, 993 nucleotides. It is a transcript of the gene srh-281, whose product is annotated as Serpentine Receptor, class H. Lineage: Eukaryota; Metazoa; Nematoda; Chromadorea; Rhabditida; Rhabditidae. The record is from RefSeq and is marked reviewed. Bases 1 to 993 code for a protein of 330 amino acids. The transcript is spliced from 3 exons.